UUCGCGCCCUCGUCUUCUCCCUCACUCUCAGGUUUUCUUUUGGGUUCCCAUCACGCGCCCGGGUUUCCAUCUUUUCCUUGCGCCCAAUCUCCGAUCGCUGCCCUCCUCCUCUUUGUUUCUAUUCCCCCCGGUUCUCCCCAUCUCCGCCUGCUACCGCAACUCACGCCGGUUAGUGCCUGUUUUCUCUCUCUCUCUCUCUCUCUCUCUCUCUUCUUCCCUUUCUUUUUUCUUAUUAUUUUUCCCUCUCAAUUUCUUCCUCACUUGCCGCACUGGUCUCCUUCCUUGCCCGAGCGCCAUUUCGCUGCCGCUGCCGACGGUGGUUAGAAAAUAGUGGGUUUUUUCGGGCUUGGUUUUCCAUUGAUAGUGCCGUGCGGAAGUCGCCUGUUUAUCCUUGGUUGGCUCCAUUUCGACUUCAUGCUAUUUUAACUUUAGAUUCCGGUUUUGGAGGAUUUUAGCGUGCUGUCCAGCAAAAGUUAAGUACGUUUUGGGGAAUUUCGAGAUGAGAUUGAGGGUUCGGUAAGCCAAAGGAGAAUUGUUCUGUUCAUAGUCGGGGUUUAAUUGUGAGGCGUUAAUGGAAAUUUAGAGGCAAACUAUUGAACAUUUUCAGAUGGAUUGGGAACGGUCAUCCGCACCUGAUGAGAGAAAUGGUGAUGACUUAGGUUAUAGUGGAGCAGAAAAGUCCAGUAAACAUCGGAGUGAGGAUCAUCGAAAGAGUAGUCGAGGGGAGGAAAAAGACCAUAGAAGUAAAGAUCGAGAACGAUCUAAGAGAUCUAGUGAUGAUGCAUCAAAAGAAAAGGAGAAAGAGGUAAAAGAUUCAGAAAGGGAUCGGGUUCGUAGUCGGGAAAAGAGGAAGGAAGACAGAGAUGAGCAUGAAAAAGAAAGGGGCAGGGGUAGCAAAGUUAAAGACAAAGAUUAUGACAGAGAGAUUUAUAAGGAUAAAGAAUAUGAGAGAGAGAGAGAUAGAAAAGAUCGAGGAAAGGAUAGAGAGCGUGAGAGGGAAAGAGAGCUGGAGAAGGACAAUGUUCGAGGACAUGACAAAGAGAGGGGAAAAGAGAAAGACAGAGACAGGGACAAAGAUAGGGAUAGGGAUAGGGAUAGGAAGAAGAAGGACAAGGACAAGGACCGAUCAAAUGAAAUUGAAAGGGAGAAGGGAAGAGAGAAACACAGAGAUCAAGAGGACAAGGAAAGCUACAGGAACGUUGACAAGGAGAGGGGAAAAGAGAGAAUUUUGGAAGAUGAUAGGAAAACAGAUCAAACCAAGCAGAAAUUACAAGAUAAAGAAGGAAUUGGUAGCAAAAAUGAUGAGGAAAGAACUGGUUGGAUUGCAGAUGAGGGUAAGGAUUAUAUGCUAGAAAGUGAUGGUGAGAAUAACAGGGACAGAGAUGUUAACCAAGGGAAUAUGGUCCAGCAUUUGGGAGGUGAAGAAAAUUUUGAUGGGUUGAAAGUCGGAAGUCAUCCUUCUUCGACUAUGCUUGAGGAGCGCAUUCGGAACAUGAAAGAAGACAGGUUAAAGAAGCAAACUGAAGAAUCUGAGGUUUUAGCAUGGGUUAAAAGGAGUCGAAAACUUGAGGAGAAGAAACUUUCUGAAAAAGAGAAAGCCUUGCAGCUUUCAAAGAUUUUUGAGGAACAAGACAAUAUAGAUCAAGAUGUAAGUGACGAUGAUAUUGCACCAGAAAAUACAACUAAUAAUCAUGAUCUAACUGGAGUUAAAGUACUCCAUGGCGUAGACAAAGUACUAGAAGGUGGUGCGGUUGUCUUAACCCUCAAGGAUCAGAGUAUCUUAGCUGAUGGCGAUGUUAAUGAAGAGUUAGAUAUGCUUGAGAAUGUGGAAAUUGGAGAACAGAAGCAGAGAGACAUGGCCUAUAAAGCAGCAAAAAAGAAAACGGGGAUUUAUGAUGACAAGUUUAAUGAUGAAAAUGAUGGCGAGAAGAAGAUGCUUCCACAGUAUGAUGAUCCAGCAGAGGCAGAUGAGGGCCUAACCCUAGAUGGAAGAGGAGGUUUUAAUAAUGAUGCAGAAAAGAAGCUUGAGGAGCUUCGGAGAAGAUUACAGGGAACUUCUUCAGUUAAGCACUUUGAAGAUCUUAAUGUAUCAACGAAAGUCUCACAUGAUUAUUACACUCAAGAUGAGAUGCUUAAAUUUAAAAAACCCAGGAAAAAGAAAUCCCUUCGAAAGAAAGAAAAGCUAGAUAUUGAUGCCCUUGAAGCGGAAGCGAUUUCUGCUGGAUUGGGUGUUGGGGACCUUGGUUCUAGAAAUGAUUCUAGAAGGCAAGCGAAAAAAGAGGAACAAGAGAAAUCUGAGGCAGAAAUGCGACUUAAUGCAUACCAGUCAGCCUAUGCUAAAGCAGAUGAGGCAUCAAGAUCUCUACAAUUAGUUCAAACUAGCUCCACCAGAUUAGAGGACAACGAUGAUGCUCUCAUUGCAGAUGACGAUGAAGAUUUCUAUAAAUCAUUGGAGAGAGCAAGAAAAUUAGCUCUUAAGAAGCAGGAUGCAGCAUCCGGACCAGGAGCAAUUGCUCUUCUUGCUACGGCAACAACUAGCAGUCAGGCAACUGAUGAUCAGAACACAAAAGCUGGAGAGUUGCAGGAAAAUAAGGUUAUAUUUACAGAAAUGGAAGAAUUUGUUUGGGGUCUCCAGCUUGAUGAAGAUGCUCAUAAACCAGAGGAAGAAGAUGUCUUUAUGGAUGAUGAUGAAGUACCAAAAGAAGAAUAUCAUGAAGAUGUUAAGGAUAAAGAUGGUGGAUGGACAGAAGUCAAAGAUACUGCCAAGGAAGAAUCCAUUCCUGAUGAAAACAAGGCAGUUGCUCCAGAUGAAACAAUCCAUGAAGUUCCUGUUGGAAAGGGAUUAUCCAGUGCACUGAAGCUGCUUAAAGACCGAGGAACUCUGAAGGAAAGCAUUGAAUGGGGCGGCAGAAACAUGGACAAGAGAAAGAGCAAACUUGUUGGUAUAGUUGAUGAAGAUGAACCUAAGGAAUCUAAGUCAAAGGAUUCUCGUUUAUCUUCUUUGGUGGAUUACAAAAAGGAGAUCCACAUUGAGAGGACUGAUGAAUUUGGGCGAAUUAUGACUCCAAAGGAGUCAUUUCGUCAACUCUCUCACAAGUUCCAUGGGAAGGGACCUGGAAAAAUGAAGCAAGAAAAGCGCAUGAAACAAUACCAAGAAGAGUUGAAGUUGAAGCAGAUGAAAAAUGCCGAUACCCCUUCCUUAUCAGUGGAGAGAAUGAGGGAAGCUCAAGCACAACUAAAGACCCCUUAUCUUGUUCUCAGCGGCCACGUUAAACCUGGCCAAACAAGCGAUCCAAGAAGUGGUUUUGCUACAGUUGAAAAGGAUCUCCCAGGUGGCUUGACACCCAUGCUUGGUGACAGAAAAGUUGAGCAUUUCUUGGGGAUAAAGCGUAAAGGGGAAGCUUCAAAUACAGGCACAAAGAAAGCAAAAGUUUGAAGUCUUAGAUUUAUACCAGACUUUGUAGCAAGAAACCAUGUUUAGUGUACUUUAGUCUACCAACUAGAUGCAGCGUCGUAUAUUCAUUCAAUUUCAUGCCCCCAUCAAUUCUUCUUCGAUAUUUGAAUUGUUUGUAUGAUAAUCAAUUAUAUUCUUUCU
Cucumis melo (muskmelon) is the source of this 3595-nucleotide messenger RNA. RefSeq names its product SART-1 family protein DOT2. The coding region runs from base 608 to 3436 and encodes 942 amino acids. Gene Ontology annotation, biological process: maturation of 5S rRNA; mRNA cis splicing, via spliceosome. NCBI's taxonomy places the organism in Eukaryota, Viridiplantae, Streptophyta, Magnoliopsida, Cucurbitales, Cucurbitaceae. The transcript has 14 exons. Gene Ontology annotation, cellular component: U4/U6 x U5 tri-snRNP complex. The record is from RefSeq and is a predicted model, not a curated record.